AUGGCCACCAACCAACUCCCCAACCGACCCCCCAAACUGUCCUCCGCCACCGGCGGCGUGAAAAACACCGUCAAGGGAGGCACCGACGCAGUCGGCAAGACCACGCAAGGCGUCACUGACACAGCCGGAAAGACCACGCAAGGUGUCACUGACAAUGUCCUCCCCGGCGGGUUCCCGGGCGACGAGAACGACAUCAAGCAAGCCAAGGAGGAGAACCCGAACAACGGACCGAUCCUGGGUCCCAUCCGGCAGUGGAUCGGCCAGUCCAUCCCGCCGAUGCUCGAUCGCAUGGAGUCCUGGCUGACCUGGCUCUUGUCGUGGGUGCUGCCGGAUGCGCGCCAGGCGAAGCUGUACGAGGCGGCGGCCGAGCGACCGGCCAGUUCCACCUUCAUCGUCUGCCAACUGAUCUGCUGCGGCGUGCCGUUGCUAAUCUUCUUCGCGGGUGUGUUUAUUUUCGCGGCCGUGGCGAUCCUGCUGUGGGCAGUGCUGUCGCUGUUGAUUCUGGGACCGGUGCUCUUGGUCGCUAGCUUUAUGGGAUGCUCGCUGUGGGGAUGGGGAUGGUUAUUCUACGGGUUGAUCCGGUGGAUCGAUCAGACUUAUCUGGGAGGCAUUAUUUCGCGUUUCUGGUUCUCGAAGAUUCAGUCCGAAGGCGAUGAAAAGGAGGGAGAGAAGGAGGGAGAGAAGGAAGGCGAAAAGAAGGAGUAA
Messenger RNA from Aspergillus affinis, 705 nucleotides. Its product is annotated as seipin co-factor family protein. NCBI's taxonomy places the organism in Eukaryota, Fungi, Ascomycota, Eurotiomycetes, Eurotiales, Aspergillaceae. Bases 1 to 705 code for a protein of 234 amino acids. The transcript has a single exon. The record is from RefSeq and is a predicted model, not a curated record.